This is a messenger RNA of Funneliformis caledonium, 1396 nucleotides long. Lineage: Eukaryota; Fungi; Glomeromycota; Glomeromycetes; Glomerales; Glomeraceae. The record is from the annotation of a GenBank genome assembly.
AUGUACAAUCGUCCAUAUAAUAAUACACCACAUCAGUCACCUAAUGCACAGCGGAAUACUUAUCCAUAUGGUCAAGCUUUUCAACCAGCAUCACAGCAAGCUCAACCGCCUUCCGCCAUGAUUCAACAGAAUGCUCUUCCUUCACAUAAUAGUUCCCAAUUCGGUACGCUAAAUAGUUAUAACAGAAUUAGCGGUGGCGACUUUCGUCACGGUGCUCACCUAUCCACACACCAACCUCAUUUCUCUUGGCCAAAUCCCAAAAGUAAUAAUUGGGGAAUAUCCGAACUAAGUGGUGCUUCAGGGAAUAACUCUUUGGCGAGCAGUUUAUAUCCGAAUAAUAUCGCAAAUAGUAAUACUGGUAGCUUUCAACCUACGAACUCCGGUAUAUUUGAUGCUACGGCUCAACCUCAACAGGCUCAGCAAACGCAUCAAACUCAGACAAAUCCACAGCGAAGGAUGCAAGGAUCUGCUGCUAUACAACCGCAUAAUAAUACUUUACGUUUGGGCGCCGAUGCAACUUAUCAGGGUCAUCAAUCGUCAAUCGCUGCAGGACAUACACAACAGCCAUCAAUGCCGACCUCAUUAUCACAAUUUCAUACAUCUCCUACGCCAUCGGCGCAAACUCAACCCCACGCAGCUCAGCAACAACAUAGCAUGCUUGCUCUGCCAACUCCGAAUUCUUUAAAUUCAUCAAAUGUAAAUUCCGUGAUUAAUGGUAGAAAUCAAUGGAUGGAUACAAGUAACAUGAAUAAUUUUGCAAUGCCAGCAAUUAAUAUGAGUACGUUGAGUUUCCCCACAAGGAAUACUCAAAUGAAUGUUAAUGAUACUGCAAGUUUGAGCGGUCAAUUUGGGGUGGACGUCGACCCUUCCACGGGUGAUUUAGAUGAAAGUAGUAUCAUGGAUCCUCCCAUGGUGGCCAAUUCUUCUUUAACUUCCUCUGCCACCCCGUCACAAUCUUCCAUAUCUCCAAAUACCAAUCAACCAACUUACAUGAAUCGUUUUUCCCAGCAACCACAACAACAAGCUCAAACCCAGCAACACCUAACACAAGUUGCUCGUCACCAAUCCCAACAGCAGCAACAAGUGCGCCGUUAUGCCACUUCAACCACCUCCCCAAAUACUUCCAUUAGUAGCAUAACGGAUUCCACGGGUUCCCCGUCAAUGAAUAGUUCGAUAUCCAAACGUCCGACCGAUACAAAUGCCGUGUUUGGGUCGAGCAUAUCGGGAAUGCCGAGUCAAAGAUCAAUGUACAGUAAUAGUAACGGGUUGGGUAGUUAUGUUACGAAUCAGCACGGACGACAACAGCAGCCGUACGCUGCAAAUCAGCAACAAAAUCUGAGAUCACCUUAUACUGCUCAUAAUGAGAGUUACAUUUCUCCCUAUCCCUCUCAACAAA